Messenger RNA from Anopheles cruzii, 1365 nucleotides. It is a transcript of the gene Ric, whose product is annotated as GTP-binding protein Rit2. Gene Ontology annotation, cellular component: plasma membrane. The transcript is spliced from 3 exons. Gene Ontology annotation, biological process: Ras protein signal transduction. The record is from RefSeq and is a predicted model, not a curated record. Lineage: Eukaryota; Metazoa; Arthropoda; Insecta; Diptera; Culicidae. Gene Ontology annotation, molecular function: GTPase activity; calmodulin binding; GTP binding. Bases 1 to 771 code for a protein of 256 amino acids.
AUGGCGGGAGACUUUUCCGGAUGCGCGGCACGAAAGAAAAACCGGGCGCAAUCUAUCGAGUAUAAUCCGGUGAAGACAGAUGGAGGAGAAAACUCGAAGCAGCCCACGAAUCCGCUGACGACCCGUAGCGGACUGCGAGUGUACAAAAUUGUUAUAUUGGGCGAUGGUGGAGUUGGCAAAUCAGCUGUUACAUUGCAGUUCGUUAGCCACAGUUUCCUCGACUACCACGAUCCGACCAUCGAAGACUCCUACCAACAGCAAGCCGUAAUCGAUGGAGAAGCGGCUCUUCUCGACAUUCUGGACACUGCCGGACAGGUCGAAUUUACGGCCAUGCGCGAUCAGUACAUGCGCUGCGGGGAAGGAUUCAUCAUUUGCUACUCGGUGACCGAUCGUCAUAGCUUUCAGGAGGCAUCCGAGUAUCGGAAGUUAAUAGCGCGAGUGCGCCUCACGGAAGACAUCCCUUUGGUACUGGUGGCUAACAAGCUGGAUCUGCAGUCGCAACGAAAAGUUUCCACCGAAGAAGGCAAAACACUGGCCACACAGUUUGGUUGUCCAUUCUACGAAACAUCGGCCGCCCUGCGCCACUACAUAGAUGAGGCGUUUUUCUCGUUGGUUCGGGAAAUCAGGCGGAAGGAAGAGCAGCGGGCUUUGAAUGGAGGCUCUAGUUCUGAAAAGAUUCAUCCUCGAAGACGCAGCCGCUGGUGGCGAUUACGUUCUAUAUUUGCGCUAGUGUUUCGAAGGCGUAGGAAUAUUACGAACACCGAUCAAUAGGACAACUGAACAUUGCACAAGAACCGGUACCAUUUUACAUGCUCUGUUACGGUUCAGUCGCAAUGCGCCGUCACUCCGCAUAUGGUACAAAGUAUUAUUGUUGUUCUAUUUUCGUUUUCAUUCUCAGUUACUAAAGCUAUACUUUCCGCAAGGAAUGCGCGCUUCAAUCAACGAAAAAACUCAACUAUCUCAUGUCUAACAAAGAAACUCCCAUUUACGGGAAUCUUGUAUAGCCCCGAUUCCGAUCGUGGGAUGACUUUUAUGUUUUAUAUUUAUGAUAAGAAAGAGUUUGGUCCAAAGGACCUGCAGCGCAACGUAGACCAAAUGAAUAGAAUGGAGCCAUUGGGAUAAAAAAAGCUAAACAUCGACUACAAUACGGUUUUAAAUAUAUGUUGAUUCUAUCAUGAAUUAAAGUGAAAUUUUAAAAGAAAGGUCUACAAGACUAAGGCAACUCAUAUGUAAUGUAAUAGACAUUGCUGAAUCGUUCUCAAACAACUUCAAAAACUAGUACGACUUGACUCAAAUAUUAAAUGAAUGACUGAUCCUCUGAUUGAUGUCUUGGUUUAUUCCUGAUAAAUGAGCCCUAUGUGUUCA